Myxozyma melibiosi is the source of this 693-nucleotide messenger RNA. RefSeq lists its product as uncharacterized. The transcript has 3 exons. The record is from RefSeq and is a predicted model, not a curated record. The coding region runs from base 143 to 553 and encodes 136 amino acids. Lineage: Eukaryota; Fungi; Ascomycota; Lipomycetes; Lipomycetales; Lipomycetaceae.
GAUGAUGCUGCUGUUCUCAGAUGUCUACAAACCCCUUAUAUGCUGAGGCUUUCAACUCAUCUGCAAUCAAGAAGCGCAUGAUUGCUCCUACUUGAGAGGUAGAUGUCAUUCAUUCGCAUUUAAUUCAACCAAUCUGCUGACGAUGGAUAAACCCUCCGAUGAUAUUGCCCCUUCUAGUCGGGAGUCUGUGGAGAUAAUGUCGACGAAAUUCGAGAGUAUGAUACGUGAGAUCUCCGACAGAAUGAAUUCUCUAAUUCAGCAAACUUGCGAGUCAUCUGAUAAACACCAUGAGCAGUGUGUCUCGAUAGCUGACGAGGCCGAGUGGGAGAUAGAAAGACUCAAGCUUGUCAUGGAAAAAUGUAGUGACCUCGAUCUGGAGUUUGCAAAGAUCAAAAGAAUUGGUGAAAUUCAAAGAAUUCAAACGACGAGUUUCAUAUUUAGAAAGUCAAGUCUAAGGAUUAGCGAUAUUAUGAGCUCUACUAUAUACCUCAAGCAAUUACACACGGCUGCUAUGGUAUUCUCCGCUCGCCGACAGAUGGCUGUCGGUAAAUAGCGAAACACGAGUAUGCACACGGAGGUGCACCACGUUCACAGCUACAAGCCAGUCCGUGGUCGGACGUCUCCGCUGGCAGGUGGUGAUAGGACUUGGUCUGUGAGUUCCAGGCUCCGCUUAAGUUCUAGACCGGUCAAGUU